Hemiscyllium ocellatum (epaulette shark) is the source of this 8402-nucleotide messenger RNA. RefSeq names its product centromere protein F-like. The transcript has 15 exons. The record is from RefSeq and is a predicted model, not a curated record. Gene Ontology annotation, cellular component: nucleus; spindle pole; chromosome, centromeric region. Gene Ontology annotation, molecular function: dynein complex binding; microtubule binding. Bases 138 to 5543 code for a protein of 1801 amino acids. NCBI's taxonomy places the organism in Eukaryota, Metazoa, Chordata, Chondrichthyes, Orectolobiformes, Hemiscylliidae. Gene Ontology annotation, biological process: regulation of G2/M transition of mitotic cell cycle; mitotic cell cycle; metaphase chromosome alignment.
GCGAGCGAGAAAAAUCAAAACGGGUCCGAGUUGCUGCCGGAGGGGAGACGGUGUUCGUUGAGAUAAAAAUAAACGUUUGAAUCCCCAAUUCUGUCAAAAAACAACCAGACUGGAAAGACACACAUUUCUUCGUUAUCAUGAGCUGGGCAGUGGAGGAAUGGAAAUCCGAACUCUCCAGCAAAGCUCUGCAGAAAAUAUCCGAAUACGAGACCCAGCUGGAGAAACUGAAGAAGGAGCGACAACAAAAGCAGCUUCAAUUGGACAGUUUAGAAGAUGCAUUCCGGAAACACAACCAAAAGCUUGAAGAUGAACGGAAUGAGAAUGUGGCAUUGAAGAGAGACACACAGGGUCUGACAGAGGCACGCAACAGUCUAGAGAAGGCACAGCAGAGACUAUGCCACGAGAUUCAGGUAAAGGAGGCCCUGGUAUGCAGUCUGGAGGGGCAGCUGCUGGCAGCAAAGAAACAGAUAGACAACCUGGAGCAAGAACUAAAAAGGCUAGAAGCAGAGCUUGAGCGAAGUCAAAGGGCCUCAACACCAACAGAAUGCCAGCUCCACCUAACUCCAGCUAAGAUCUAUCCUGGGUGUUCCACGCUCAGCAGGCCUAAUGAGGGUUCAAGACUGGAUGAGCUGCAAGAAAAGUAUAACCAGGAGAUAGAGGAGAAGAAGCGACUAGUUUCAGAGGUGAAAGCUCUGAAACUGCAGGUUCAACAGUUGCAGUUCAGCAGCAACAAGAGUCACCGGGAAAGUGCUCCACAGCAGAUUAGAGCCUCUACGUUUUCGUGGCAGCAAGAGGGAACACCAACUCGGGUGCCCGAGAGUCCUGUUGGGCGAGGAUCACCCUCCUCUGUAUUUCCAUGGGAGCAGCCGAGAUCCCCUCCGUACUACAAUUCCAGCAGCCAGAAACAGAAUGGCAACAAAUCCGGUACCCUUGGAUCGAAGCCUGGGAGUGACCAACUCAGUCCUCUCGAGGUGUCUGCAAAUGCUGAAGUGCAGGAAUUGAGGAAAGAAAACCAAGUGCUGCAGAGUAUGAUGUCUGAGCUGGAGGUGUGGGUUCACUCCCAGGAGAAAGAGAUUAAAAAUCACCUGAACAAGUUGCAGGAAGUGCAGUCGCACCUGGAGAAAUCCAGAACCGAGCUGGCGAUGAAAGAACAAGCUUUGGCGAAGAGCAGAGAUGACCUAAUGAGAGCAACCAUACAGCAGGAGCAGAACAACAACAAGUGUGCAAUUCUAGAGCAGAAACUGAAGCAGGUUGCUGAGGAGCUGAGCUGUCAGAGGCAGAAUGCAGAAAGUGCUCGACGCCUGAUGGAGCAGAAGUUAAAGGACAAAGAGAAAGAACAUCAGCAGGAGCUGUCUGAUCAGCAACGUGCAUAUCGUAAUCUGGAACAUCAGUGCAAGCAAGAGAAAAACCAACUAAACCAGGAGAUCCAGAAACUCAAGAAUGAGCAUCUGGCUUUACAAUCUACAAUGGAUAAAAUGGCAGCACAGAGACAGCAGGUGGACAGAGAGUUGGAGGAGGUCAAAACUAAUUUUCACUGUGCAGAAAAGGAACUAGCGACUUACCAAAGAAAAGGGGACACUCUGCAGAAAAGUCUCCAGGAAGCGCUGGAGGCAAAAGGCCGCUUUGCUGACUGGCACGACCAAAGCACUCAGAGAAUCAUGCACCUGGAAGCACAGCUGAAAAAGUUGGAGAAAGAGCUGGCUCGGAGUCAGAAAUUGAGAGAAGGAGAUAAAUUUGAGAACAUGGCUCUUGCAUCCAAACUUAAUGAUCUUCAAAAGAAACUGGAUUAUGCAUUUCAACCGGACUGUAGGAGCAUGCAUCUGUCGCCAGAGAUGUGCAAGUUGAACAGAAGUGAUGGGAAUGAGGUCAAUGAGUGUGACAUAGGUGAGGAGCAAGAGAACAGUCAGUCAAACGAUGAGCAGUCUGAUAACGCAGGUGCGGUUGUGGGAUUGUCGCUGAAAGCUGGAGAGGAAAUGUUGGGCUCGAAGGAAGGAAGUCAACUUGGAGAAUUACCAACGAAGUCUGUUAGCUUGGACCAAGAUAGCGGCACCAAUCUGGAAAAAGAUCCAAAUUUCAACAUUGAAAUAAAAGCUGAAGUUGUGCAAAGAGGAACUUCGACCGAAUCCCAAAGCUUGAAAGAAACAAGGAAUGUCCUCCCAGAUCCUGAGGAGAAAAUGGGAACACAAUUCCAGGAAGUCAGCAAAGAGACCAUUAAGGAACUUGAAAUGGAUGGGUUGGAAAAUGCAGCUGUGCUCAGAGAGCCAGUAGAGAAAGGUGAGGGGAUGAUCGACUUGCUUGAUAAACCGAUUACAGUUUCUGUACGUCUAAGAGAAUGUGAGGUGGAACUGGAUGCAGUAAAGUCUGAAAAGCAGAUGUUACAGCAGGAGCUGGAUGAUAUGAAGCAAACACUUGAUAGCAAAGUGCUCGAAGGCCGGAAAAAUCAACAGACUAUUGUGGAGCUGAGACGGAAGCUAAAGAAGGCAACGCAAAAACGCACUGCAGAGACUGAACACUCCACUCCACUGGUUACUUUGCAGGCGGGACAGAUCAGUGCUCUGGAAAAAGAUCUGGAGCACGAAAGAGUCAAGGUGGCAAGGCUACAAGAGACCAAUAGGUUGCUGGAGCUUGAGUGUAGUAGAAUCUCUGAUCUAACAAGAUCCAUUGAUGGCCAUGUGAGACCAAAUGAAGAUGAAAUUCAGAUCCUGCAAAACGUCGCUUCUAAGAAGAUAGAAAGGCUUGAACAACAGAUAGUGGAUCUUAACAGUGAAAAGACUUGCAUUGAGGAGAUCAUAAAAGCAAGUAGUUGGACGUUUGUUGCUGAGAGCAGUGAUCUUCCCCUGGAAAAUCUACAAAGCCAAGAUGCUGAAAACCUUGAGGUUAACAAGAUAUCACCAAACCAUCUGGGUUGUGACUCAGGAGAAAUGCUAGAACAGAAACUAAAUGAGGAGAGAGAUCAUUGUGUAGAAGUCGUCAAGGCGGGCAACGAGAGGAGCUAUGAGGAGGAUGGUCGAGAGCUCUUCCUGGAACAACUGAAGCACAAAGUUGCUGAGCAACUUGAGUUUGACAAGCAGUCACUAGAACAUUUGAAACAAGUAGGUGAACUUAAGAAAAAAUGUCAAGAACUGACCACUGAGAAGGAGCAAGAAGAAAAAGCCAAAAGGCAAGCUCAAGAAAAUUUUGACAGUCUACAGUCGAGAAUUCACAGGGAAACGCAGCAGUUGACAGUAGCAUUGGAAACCCAAAGUAAGAACAUCGAGGGUCUUCUCCUGAGCAUGGAGGAGAAGGACCAGACCAUUCAGGUUUUGAAUGGGCGCCUGCAAGAUACUUUCAAUGUUCUGUCGUGCCUUCAAAAGGAGAACUUUGAGCUGAAAACCAACUUGAAGGUGGUCUUGCAGUCCAAACAGAAGUAUGCUGACAGUGCAGCUUUAUCAAGGGAUGCCAUACUGGAGCAAACCAGUGAGGGGUCGCUUCCUCAGGGCGAUCCAAGUGAGAAUGAAAGUGGCAAUGUGCUGUCCGUGCAAAACUUGGGGUUGGGUGAACGAGCCGCCAUGGUGCCUGCUGAUGGAAUGGUUCAAAACUCUGAGCCCGGCCACAGUAAAAAUGUAUUUGAUACUCUGCUGCUGCCCAAAGAGCAAGCUGUUUCUCCGGCUCUGGGCGACCAGUGUGAAGAAACAAAGAUGCCCUCUGAUGUAUUGAAACUGAAAGAGGACCCUGAAAUACAGGCGCAGCAGCACACACUUUGCUAUCAAAACUUGUUUAAUGCUAUGUUGGCUGUACCGAAGGAACAGGGGGUAAGAUCUGUUCCAGCUGCAAAGCCGACCUCUGGCACACCUGAGAUGCCAUCCACAGUUAAUUCUGCAAAUCAGGAUAUGAAUGAGCUGCCACAGGAUAUUGAAAACCAAGGGCAACCCAUGAAACUGAAUUCUGAGCAGAGAAAUGAUGGCAGUGUUGCCCGGCAUUCCAUCAGCCUUCAGGGGACAAGUGGUUCAAUGCAGAAGGAGUUGUUGGCCUAUUGUAUCAAGAAGUUUUGUGAUGAAACUGAAACACUAAUUGAAGAGGGAACAACAGAAAUUGCUGACUCUAAGCUUGCUCUUGCUCUUAAAGAAAAGAAGCCAGUUGAUGAAUUGAGAACGGAGGAAGAGCUGGUUGAAGAAGUGGAAAGGGUAAUAGGCAAGUUGACUGACGCCUUGCAUGUUUCAGAGGAGGAGCUCAAAGAGACAAAGGAAUUGAACCAGCAAGUGGUCAGCGGCUUGAACAAGGAAUUAAAUCUCUUGCGUUCAAAAUGUGCCAGACUGGAACAAGAAAAGGAGCAGCUUCAUUUGGAAGUUCAGAAAGCCCAGGAAACAGCUAGUGACAAGCUGUCUGAGAAAGAAGACUUGAUGAACGCAAUCCAAUCCAGUGAGGCCCGGCUUAGAGCAAGUACCGAAGAGAAGAGCCACCUGAAGCAAGAGUUAAAGGCGCUGCGAGAUUGGAAGCAGAAGGUUCUAGAAGAUGGUGUUGGUUCGGAAUCUCGGAAGGAAAGUGGCCAGGGAGAACCAUGUGCAUUGCAGGAGUCUGUGCUCAAGGUGAGCAACCAGAUCCAGCGACUGGAAGAAGAACAUGAGACCCUAAAAAACAUAGCUGAAACUGCAAAGCACUCCCAGAAACAGCUUCAGGAAGAAUUGGAGACAAUCCAAUCUAAAAAGUCUGCACUCCAGAAUCAGGUUGACCAUCUGCAGAAAAGGGUUGUUGAGCUGAACAGAGAGAAUAUGGAACUGCGUGCCAGGUUGAAACUGUGGGAAAGAAACUCUGCUGUCAAAGAGGAUGUGCCCAAGGAAGUUCUGCGGGUAAAUGGUCUUCACAAGACCAUCAUGCCAGAAGGCAGUCAGCAGCAAGAUACUGCGCAGGUCAUAGCAUGCAAACUUGGUGCUAAUCUGGAGGCUUUGAGACAAACCGUUCAAGGGAAACGUGAAGAGAUUGAUAACAAUCUGCUCAGCUACUCUGAUUUGCAAAACAAAGACCAAGAGGUGAAAGUGGCCAACAAGAUCUUGUCUAAAGCUCUGGACCACUUCCAUGAUCGCAGAUCUGAAACUGUGGCCAGUGGUCAGUGGCCUGCUGCACGUUUGAAGGCACAAUCUUCAACUGAAGAGAGGAAGCCAGAUGCUGGACGACAGAUUGGUGGAGACCCCACUCAGGCAGCUGCGCAGGACCAGAAAAAGAGCAACCACAGGUCAAAGGGGCACUCCAAUCCUGAAGAAUACUUGGUGAGACUAAAUCCUGCAGAGCUCGCGAUGCAAAUCAAUACUGCUGAGCUUGCUGCCAGACUGCAGAGGAAUUGGCUAUUCAGGCAUCAUGUGUCUGUAGCGUUUGACGAAACAGAAUAUGAACCGUAUGGAUUACCUGAUGUGGUGCAAAAGGGUUUUGCAGAUAUCCCUUCUGGACCUUCCUGCCCACAUGUCUUGCGACGAGCAACUAUAAACACUACACUUUGGCCCCAGCAACAAAAAGAAGGGCAGUCUGUACUUGCCGCCUUCAAGGCACUAGGUGGUAGCAAUGAGCAGUAGGUACAGAACAUUGAAUCCGAACUGGCAGCGGUUGAAAGUUUCCAGAUGAAUGCUUCAUGGUCCUAGACAAAAUGGAAUCCACUUAUAGUUCUUGAUCAAGGUUUUUUUUAAAAACAAUGUACAUAUUUAGAAUGUUUAAAUGGUGAAUGCAGAUCUCCAGUGUGUCUACCUGUGAGAGAACUGGAUCAGAAUUUAAAGUUGCACAAUAUUUAACUCUGCUGGGGUUAAUGGUGGGUUUGUAAAUGUUGAAGCUACUUCACUUGAUCUUGAUUUAAUUUAUUGAGGCUUUGUUUUUAAAGGAAGGUUUUGUGGGUGUGGCACAAUUCAUUGAAGUGUUGGGCCUUUUGUUACAUGUACAUUAACGCACACCUUUGCAUUUGCAACAUACUCUAAAUCAUUGAUUAUCUCUAAGUCCUCGUCAGGGUAUUGUAUGAAGCAUCCUGAAGAAUACAGUGUUCCUUACAGGUCAGAAGGGGGAUUAGUCCACUGCACAGUACAAUACCUGACAGUGACAGGAGAAAAGGUUUGAUGUUAGCAUAUAUCAUCAGUUCAAAGUGUCGCUUGGUAACACAGAACUUGAGCAUUGCUGCAAAAAGAGACAUGCUGUUGAAGCUUUUGUCUUGCACUCAUCAGGAAAGAAUCAUGUGAGUACAUACCAGAUUUCAAAGGUAGCAAUUAUUUGUAGUACACGAGAGAAAGUUGCUGAUUGGUUGACAUGUCAUUUGACUUGCCUGGUUUGAAUUUAAACAAAGGCUUGGGCAUAUCUGGUGCACUCUCUAUAGCAACACUUACACCAAUUAAUGCCCACUUGCCAGCCAAACUGCACCUUUUUGUCUCAUGAUGUGGAAAUUAUUGUUCCUGUAAAGGUUUGGUGUUCUUGCAAUUCUGUCUCUGAUUACAAGAUAAAAAUCCUCUUUUUAUGACCAUGCUUGUCUGUUCAUUUAAAUUACAGAUUCAUCCUUUUGAUCAUGUACACAAUAAGGAUUAAUCUUUACAGUGUGAAAUAGCCACAAAAAUGAAUAUUGAGCAUGUAAGUUUUCAGAAAGAAGAAAAGCUUCCCAACUUUCUGCAUUGUGUACCUAGUUUAUGCAAUUGGUGUAGGGAUCCAAAUGAAUGGUUUUAUUUAUUCAUAUUUUAUUCAGGAUUUUGAUAAAUGUGAUGGACAAUGUUUUAAUUCAUGUUUUUAAUGAAGACUAUAUCUCUAUUUCAAUGUUGUCAUUUUCAGACUAUUCUUUACAUGGUUGAAAGUAUUAUCUUCUAAGGUUAUUUUCUUCUGUAAUAUAUUAUUGCUUCCAUUUUGGUUCUGUUACACAAUGCUGACGAUGCACUAAAGGAUGUUACUCUCAAAACUUCAGUUUUGUAAGAACAUGAAAGCACAUCUUGUAUUACAGUUGUAAAGUGCGCAAACAAAUCAUUCAUUACUGUGGUUGCAAACAUCUUGUUACGCUUUAUACUUCCCGAUGAAGAUGUUGAUUUUUUAAAAAUUUGUUUCUUCUUUCCGUCUGUGUUCCUGUUUACAUGCGCAACACUUUCAUAAGACUUUAUUUGUUGCCUUGUAGCCACCAAAAGAUGUGACAAUGUUAUGAUUCCACACACAGUGCUGAGUUGGAUCUUAUUGUUACAGCUAGUUUAUCAGAGAUGUAACAGGUUUUAAUAUCCAGACUUGAUGAGUCAGUAAAUUAUUGAGCAGUUUUGCUGUCUUGCAAUUCCUACAUAACCCCAGCGAACAAUAGUUAGGAAUUUACAACAGCUCAGAUAAUAAAUUGAGUGAAAGAUGGCAGAUAAACUGGAAAGAAAUGCCUCCAACACUAAAACAUUUUUGGAGAUAAAUCUCCAUCAUGGUGAUGGAUGACUACUAGUCAGCUGGAACUUGGUAUGGUAAAUUCAAGUUGAAUUAGACUAAAUAGCUUCACCUGCACAGGAACUAGGUUAUUCUGCAUUCUCCAUAACAUUGAGGCAAAUGGUUCUUGUUUCAAAUGGGAAAUUCCACAUGUUUUAACACUAUAUAGGUUCUUUUCUGAUAUUCAAGCUUUCUACCAUUAUCAUCUUUUUCCAGUACAGUCUAAGUCUAUGACAAUGAUUAUGCUUUGUGACUGCCCUGGCACUCUGCCUUAAUCAAGGGAUGACUAGCAUGAAAGCAUCCAUUUUAUUUCAACAUUGGGGAUGGGACUGUGUAUUCCUGAAAGUCUGAUAUGUUGGCAAUGUCAGCUUUUACUUCUUAGUGCUGAUAUCCAUUGAGCAGCUGGAAAACCUCAAGCUCUGUUGUACUUGCCUCUGCACUGAAACUACUCAUUGUGGAGGGUUCGAGCCAGUGUACAUAGUUGGAGUCUCCCUCUGGUCUGUUGACUGCAAAGGAGCCAUUGUGAAUCAGGAUAUCGAUGUGCUUCUUGAGCUCAGCCAGUUAAACCACCUGGAUUCUCGCCCAAGGUAGCCUUGUAGAAAUAUCUGGAAAUCCAUGGUAGUCUCUGUUGGAGAAAACGAAGCGUUUUAGGACAGAGGUUUGCCCAUUAUAUCUUCCCAGUUUUACCUUGCCAGUGGAUUUGAUUCCAGCUUCAGUGCCUCCAGUGUCAAUUAAAACAGUGGCAAUCAUCUUGUUGACUCUCAGCUGUGGUUUCUGUUGCAGUUUGUAAAAUGUAUUUGCUUUAGAUUCAUGUUUGAUUAUCUGAGUAGAAAUCUUUAUCGUGUCCAGCUGCUCAGAGUUCUUCAAACAGCAUAAAGGUGUCCCCAUGUGAGAGAUUGAAUAUGAGCUAUAUAAACUGUAAUCCUUGAGGGUUUCACACUGCUUUUAGCUGCUAAGAGUAUUUUCAUGUGGACAAUAAAAUGAUUGAUGCCAUUGAAAGAAAUAAAACCGCAUAAUGG